Desarmillaria tabescens is the source of this 1536-nucleotide messenger RNA. RefSeq lists its product as uncharacterized. The transcript is spliced from 4 exons. Lineage: Eukaryota; Fungi; Basidiomycota; Agaricomycetes; Agaricales; Physalacriaceae. Gene Ontology annotation, molecular function: protein binding. The record is from RefSeq and is a predicted model, not a curated record. Bases 1 to 1536 code for a protein of 511 amino acids.
AUGCCAGAAUUUCCUACCGAGCUCUUUCUUGUUGUAUUCAGCUUUCUUGAUGCUCGCAGUCUCAUGACCUGCAAGCAGGUCAGUCAGCGUUUCUUGGCCUUGAUAACCGAAACCGUCACUCUUGAAUACACUAUUGAGCUCGCUCUCCAUGGGCAUGUUGACUAUGCAGCUGCUCCACCUUCGGCCGAUCGCCUUGAUCAGUUGCGUAAACAUAACCAUGCGUGGAACAGUCUCAACGGUACUUGGAGUGACAGUAUUCCAAAUCUUCAAGGUCAUGUUUGGGAGCUCUUCGGCAAUGUUCUAGCACAACAUAAUGGAUCAGGAAGUCUCAUCUUUACUCGAUUGCCCUCAUCGAGCCGUUCCAUCGAGCGAAAGGAAUGGUCGAUUUCAUUAUCCGGCUUGCGUAUACGUGACUUUGGAAUGGAUCCCUCGCAAAACUUGCUAGUUCUCAUUGAGUCGCCGCGGUGGGGGCGAACUCCCAAUCCAUCCUUCCAAUUGCAUCUUUGGUGCAUGUCCAGUGGAAAAGUGCAUGAACUCGCCUCCGUACCCAUCCUCAAACAUGCGCAGAAAUUCCCGCAAGACGGAACGUCACUCACCAUACAGAUAUCUGGUGAUCACCUAGGUGUCGAGUUCCGCGGCAUUACAACGAAAGCACUCGUUGUCUGGAACUGGAAGACUGGUCGCAAAGAGCUGUACCUCACUGGAGAUGAGAUCGACUCAUUUGCGUUUUUGACUGAAAAACAUGUCGUGAUUUCCAUGUCUAACGACACAAAGCUGCGCUUGCUCGUCGUGGACUUCAUUGCGGAAUCGUCUGAACAGACAUGCGUCAAUGAUGUGACUCGCUGUCUUGCUCUUCGCCUUCCAAACCUGCAUCCUUCAAAUACGAUCGUGGGUCUCGCAAUCAGGUGUGACCCUUCACCUGCCUGGCCGAAUCAGGAUGAUUCCAUCCCAUUUCAUAUUCAUCCUGAUGAAAUUCUGUAUCCCGUGGCACUUAUCACUGAACAAGGAGACCAUAUUAUGAUCUUUAUUCCGCGGCGGACAAUGCUAGCACAAUUACACCACUUUCUCACAGGAACACAGGAAGUUGAAUGGUCAGCUUGGGGUCCGAAGGGCACGCGUAUCUUUGAUUGUUGGAACCAGGCUAACGUGUCCCAUGUAUGGCCUUGCAAUACGUUUGGAUCCAGAUUCGUCGCUUUUGAUGUCGACAAGGAGGAAAUCGAUGUAUAUGAUUUCAAUCAGAUGACUUUGAAGCGAGAACUGGGCAGUGGAUGUCCCUUGCAAUAUGGCAAUCCCAACGACAGACUUCGGCCUCCAGUCAAUCAAGAGAACCCUACCAUGUUCGUAAUCGAUGAGACUGUAAUUCCCUCGGAUAGCCGGAUAUUCCAAGAAGAAGUCAGGACGUCGCUGCCAUUUCGGGUCAGGGCGGUCCCCACUGUCCUUGGAGCAGAACGUUUUUCAGCGAUGUGUAGUCAAGAUAACAUCAUCAUUGUCAAUGCAAGAGGCGUCUUUGAAAUAUGCAUCUCUCAUUUUGGUUAA